GGAGACCACCUUCCUCAAUCAUCGAUUCGCUGCUCUCCACAUGUAUUUGUGUAGUCUCCCAUCCACAGGCCCCGCCCAGUGAUUACGGUUGCAGAGCAGAACAGUACUGUGAACGGAACAGUGACCAAAGUAAAUGGAGAAGAGACCGAGAAAGCUGUCCAGAGACAAAGCGGACUUGGCCGCAACACUCCGCAAAUCGUGGUACCGCCUGAGAUUGUCGGUGCGCCACCCAACUAGGGUUCCGACGUGGGACGCCAUCGUCCUCACUGCGGCCAGUCCCGAGCAGGCUGAGCUCUACAAUUGGCAACUUAGCCGAGCCAAGCGCAUGGGCCGCAUCGCCGCCUCCACCGUCACUCUGGCCGUCCCCGAUCCCGACGGACGCCGGAUCGGCUCCGGUGCGGCCACUCUCAGUGCCAUUCUUGCCCUUGUUUGCUACUACCAAAGCCUCGGCCUCGAUCUCCACCCACAGGUGGCAAAUGGAAAUAACAGUAGUGGAUUUGGAUCUUUUAGGCCACAUGAAAAGUCCAAGAAUGAACUUUCCCUCCUACAGAUGGUUAGCUUCCUUUCUAAAAGGCACAUACUGUUGCUUCAUGCAGGAGGUGACUCUAAAAGGGUUCCUUGGGCAAAUCCUAUGGGAAAAGUUUUCCUGCCACUUCCAUAUUUGGCAUCUGAUGACCCUGAUGGGCCAGUACCCUUGCUUUUUGACCAUAUACUUGCAAUUUCUUCUUGUGCAAGACAAGCUUAUAAAAAUGAAGGUGGGUUAUUUAUCAUGACUGGAGAUGUUCUUCCUUGUUUUGACGCCUCUACUAUGACUCUUCCAGAGGAUACAUCCUGCAUCAUCACUGUUCCUAUCACUCUUGAUAUUGCUUCUAACCACGGUGUUAUUGUUGCAUCCAAAAAUGGGAUUCCUGAUGGAGCUCACACAGUAAAUUUAGUUGAGCAUCUCCUUCAAAAACCAGGUAUAGAGGAGCUUGUUAAGCACCAGGCAGUUCUAGAAGAUGGUAGAACAUUGCUUGAUACAGGAAUGAUAGCGGUUAGAGGUGAAGCAUGGAAGGAUCUUGCUAUGCUCUCUUGUUCCUGCAAGCCAAUGAUUUCAGAGCUUCUAAAGAGUGGAAAAGAGAUGAGUUUGUAUGAAGAUCUUGUAGCGGCUUGGGUUCCUGCCAAACAUGAAUGGUUGCUGUCACGCCCUUUGGGUCAGGAGCUUGUCAACAGAUUGGGAAGGCAAAGGAUGUUCAGCUAUUGUGCUUAUGAUUUGACUUUCUUACAUUUUGGAACUUCAAGUGAAGUCUUGGAUCACCUAAGUGGGGCUUCUUCAGGACUUGUAGGUCGGAGACACCUUUGUUCCAUCCCUGCAACCACUGUUUCUGACAUUGCUGGAUCUGCUAUUAUUCUUUCCAGCAAGAUUGCACCUAGUGUCUCAAUUGGGGAAGAUUCUCUUAUUUAUGAUUCUUCCAUUUCAGUUGGGAUACAAAUUGGUUCCCAAUCUAUAGUUGUUGGCGUUAAUGUGCCAGUUUCCGAUGAUAGUGUAACAAACCCAUUCAGGUUCAUACUUCCUGAUAGGCAUUGUCUUUGGGAGGUUCCUUUAGUAGGAUGCACUGGAAGAGUAACGGUGUACUGUGGCCUCCAUGAUAAUCCAAAAAAUUCUCUUCGGGAUGGAACUUUCUGUGGGAAACCCUGGAGAAAGGUUUUAGAUGAUUUGGGCAUUCAAGAAACUGAUUUAUGGAGCUCAAUAGGUACUCAGGAAAAGUGCUUGUGGAAUGCAAAAAUAUUCCCCAUUCUUUCUUACUUUGAGAUGCUCAGUGUUGCAACUUGGUUGAUGGGCCUUAAUGACCAAAGAAAUGAAUCAUUGCUUCCUUUAUGGAAAAAGUCACGUCGUGUUAGUUUAGAGGAAUUGCAUCGAUCAAUUGACUUUCCACAAAUGUGCCUAGGUUUUGGUGAUCAUCAGGCAGAUCUUGCAGCUGGGAUGGUCAAAGCUUGCCUCAAUUUCGGUUUGCUCGGGCGCAACUUAUCUCAGUUGUGUGAAGAAGUUCUGCAAAAAGAAGACUCAGGUGCCAAAAUAUGCAAAGACUUCCUAGGCUUGUGUCCCAACCUCCAGGCGCAGAACUCUAAGAUCCUUCCUAGAAGCAGGGUAUACCAGGUGCAAGUCGAUCUUCUUCGUGCAUGUGGUGAUGAACUAACAGCUUGUGAACUGGAGCACAAAGUUUGGGCUGCAGUGGCUGAUGAAACCACCUCAGCAGUGAGAUACGGCUUCAAAGAACAUCUUUUUGAAUCCUCUAAUAGAACAUUCACAAAUGAAAACCGGAGCAUUACUGCUGAUGAUCCCAUGGAUCAGUCUUUUUGCUCUAGAACAGUAAAGGUUGAGUUGCCGGUUCGUGUGGACUUUGUUGGGGGUUGGAGUGAUACUCCUCCAUGGAGCUUAGAGCGUGCUGGUUGUGUCUUGAAUAUGGCAAUAACUUUGGAGGAUUCUCUUCCAAUUGGCACCAUAAUAGAGACGACAAAAAAAACUGGGCUGCUAAUUAGUGAUGAUGCUGGAAACCAGGUACAUAUUGAAGAUUUUACCUCAAUUGCCACUCCAUUUGACAGCCAUGAUCCUUUCCGGCUUGUCAAAUCUGCCCUGCUUGUGACUGGUAUUAUCCAUGACAAGAUCCUUCUAUUCAUGGGCUUGCAAAUUAAAACAUGGGCCAAUGUUCCCCGUGGUAGUGGCUUGGGAACUUCCAGCAUCUUAGCAGGAGCUGUUGUCAAGGGACUUCUCCAAAUAACUGAUGGGGAUGACAGUAAUGAAAAUGUCGCAAGACUUGUUUUGGUAUUGGAGCAGCUAAUGGGAACAGGAGGAGGUUGGCAGGAUCAAAUUGGUGGUUUAUACCCUGGCAUUAAGUUUACUGCAAGUUUUCCAGGAGUACCAUUGCGGCUUCAAGUCAUCCCCCUGUUGGCUUCUCCUCCAUUGAUUAAGGAGUUGCAGCAACGCCUGCUGGUGGUAUUUACCGGUCAGGUUCGACUCGCACAUCAAGUCCUACAGAAGGUGGUGGUCCGAUAUCUCCAGCGUGAUAACCUGCUUAUAUCCAGUAUCAAACGUCUUACCGAAUUGGCAAAGAUUGGAAGGGAAGCUUUGAUGAACAGUGAUAUAGAUGAGGUAGGGGAAAUAAUGUUAGAAGCUUGGAGGCUGCAUCAAGAACUAGACCCUUUCUGUAGCAACGAAUUUGUCGAUGAACUCUUUGCAUUUGCUGACCGCUACUGCUGCGGCUACAAACUUGUGGGCGCUGGUGGCGGGGGCUUUGCGUUGUUACUGGCUAAGGAUGCCGGCUGCGCCAAAGAACUGAGCCAUUUGUUAGAGCAGGAUCCAAAGUUUAAUGUGAAGGUCUACAAUUGGAACAUCUUCUUAGACAGUUAAAAUAGUGUUGACAUUCGAUCGAUUCGCUAAGGAAUUUGAUAUUUGGUGCAUGUGCGCGUGUCAUCUUACGUGGUGGUUGAUUAUAUAUGUAAUAUUGUUGUAUAACUUCACUGGAGGUCAAUAAAGCAAACCAGCACUGGCGCUUAUUCUUUCAAAUUCAAUAAAGCGAACCGGCGCUGG
Molecule: messenger RNA, 3568 nt
Organism: Diospyros lotus (date-plum)
Lineage: Eukaryota; Viridiplantae; Streptophyta; Magnoliopsida; Ericales; Ebenaceae
Product: bifunctional fucokinase/fucose pyrophosphorylase
Exons: 7
Coding region: 134-3388 (1084 amino acids)
Biological process (GO): GDP-L-fucose salvage
Molecular function (GO): fucokinase activity; ATP binding
Source: RefSeq, a predicted model, not a curated record